Molecule: messenger RNA, 1549 nt
Organism: Chrysoperla carnea
Lineage: Eukaryota; Metazoa; Arthropoda; Insecta; Neuroptera; Chrysopidae
Gene: PIG-Q
Product: phosphatidylinositol N-acetylglucosaminyltransferase subunit Q
Exons: 3
Coding region: 50-1549 (499 amino acids)
Biological process (GO): GPI anchor biosynthetic process
Cellular component (GO): endoplasmic reticulum; membrane
Source: RefSeq, a predicted model, not a curated record
UGUAAAGUUUGGUUAUGUUUAUUUUUCUUUUUUGUAAAUAAUAAGCAAAAUGUUAAAAAUAUUUCUAUUUAUUCCAAGCGAUAUCAAAAUUGAUUGUUGGCUUAAUGGAUUCAUUAGAAAAUCAUCAAAUGAAAUAUCAUUUUAUGUAAUUCACAGCACAAAACGUAAUAGACAUACUGAAAAUGAACGUCAAAUAGGUUAUUUUGGUACAAAAUAUAACGUAGGCUCAUCAAAUUCAUCACAAGAAUUCGUACAUUUAUCGACGAAUCAAAAUAAUGAAUUAGAAAUUAAACAGUUAAAACUACAAAAUAUAAAUGAUGCAUUAAAUCAUCCAGAAUGUGAAAUAUUUUACAUGAAAUAUGAUCGCAUACCAUUCGAGAAAUCAGAAUUAUUCCAAAAGAGUCCAGAAAAUUAUGAUAAAUUUCAAAUUUUAUCCGAGUCAAUAAAAGAAACGAAAAAUCGUAAAUCGCAUAAUAUAGUUAAUAGAUUCGUUGAUAAAAUAUUAUUUACUAUUAUAAGUUUAUUACAUUUAUUUUUGGAGAAAAUAUUAACAUUUUUGAAUACAUUUGAGUCAACAUACAAGUAUUCAUCAUUAGGAAAUCAUGCUGUACGUUGGCUAAAACAAUUAUAUCUGAUAGUGGAUGUUUUUAAGAAAAACGGACGAUUUAAUUUACAAACAUGGAAUUUAGUCUUUGCUAUUCCAGUCGAUAUAAUGUGUGGUUUUAUUCUAGUUUAUUAUAUUUCACAUUUACAAGAUUCUGUCGUAACGGUAAUUAAUAGAAUUGUUGAAGGUGCUGUAUCGAAUUUACGAGAAUUAUUAGAAUGGUUGAUGGGAUCACCGGCAGGUUUAAAAUUGAAUCAUUCGUUUAAUGUAUUGUUGGGUCGAUUCUUUUUGUAUCAUAUUAAUCUAUGGUGGACAUUUUUAAUGGCUGGUAUACCGUUAGUUCAAGGUUUAAAACAUGUAAAAUGGUUAGCUCCGUUUGGGUUAACGUUUGUAACAGCAUUGUUAGCUGAUUUAAUUGCAUUAGGAACAUUUCAUGUUUAUUGUAUUUACGUUUACGCAUCAAGAUUCUAUCGAUUUCAAAUUAUGGGAUUAAGUGCAUUAUGGAGAUUGUUUCUUGGUCGAAAAUAUAAUCCUUUAAGGAACCGAGUGGAUUCUUGUCAAUAUUCACAUCGUCAAUUGUUUGUAGGCACACUUGCAUUCACUAUACUUUUGUUUUUAUUACCAACAACCACUAUGUAUUAUGCAGUUUUUGCAACAUUGCGAUUAUGUUUAAUUGCCAUUGAUGAGAUUUUACUGAAAUUAAAGAUAAUGCUUCAAAAUUUUCCAUUGUUUAUUACCUAUAUGUGGUUGAUAAAGGCGCCUAUGAUUGCUGGUAAUAUUAACAUAAAAAUGGAUUCAUCUGUGAAAAAAUGCCAAUCAUUUUACGUAACUUUAGAACCGAAAACUUGGUCUCAAACUUUAGAACAUUGUAAAUUGAAUCAACAAGAAAAUAGUCAAAAAAUUAGUGGAAUAUUGCAAAAAGUUUUGUCUGGAUAUUUAUUGUAA